ACCCAUCGUGUACCUAUCGAGUUUCAUCCGAGUGGUGAUGUGUAAUAACCAAAGUUUUGGUGAUAUUUCAAAUAAAAACAGAGCUAAUUAGGCAACAAAACAACACAGCAAGGGACAGGGACUCACACAAACAACAUGAACUACAAUCCAAAUGCGGGUAUGCGGAAUCGUAAGUGGGAAAACUCUCAAGGUGGCGGACGGGUUCGUCCCGUUAAACGGGUGAGCGAUUUAAAUGCAAUGGGCCCGACGGCUCCGAUGCCCAGUGGUUCGGCUUUCAUGACGCCAACGGCAGCACCCACCAUGUUCGAUCCCAACAUGUACGGCGGUCCAGCUCCACAGCAAGUAAAUAGCUACGGUUACAAUGCAGCGCCAACGCAAGCGGCGUCGGCACAACAGCCACAGCAGCAAAACUAUGGAUAUACGCCGGGGCAGCAAACAAUGCCAAAUGCGCCAUCAGGGCAGCCCGCUUUUGGCAUGGGUGGACCGCAGUCACCAGCGUUUGGAGGUGCUGCCGGCUCUGCACCUGGUGGUCAAUAUCCACAGUUUUCCAUGUUCCAGCAGCCCAUCGUACAGGACAUGGCGAUGCAGUAUGGCCAGCGACUGGCCGAUCAAGGCAAACAACUUGUGGAGAAUCAGUUUGAGAAAUGGGUGCCGGUCGCCAAAUUGAAGUACUACUUCGCAGUAGAUAAUGCCUAUGUGGGACGCAAGUUACGAUUGCUGUUCUUUCCUUAUAUACACAAGGAUUGGUCACUGAAAUACGAUCAGGAGCAUCCUGUGCAGCCACGUUAUGAUAUAAACGCGCCAGAUCUUUAUCUGCCAACGAUGGGCUACAUAACAUAUGUAAUUGUUGCCGGCUUAUUGCUGGGCAUGCAGAAUCGGUUCUCGCCCGAGCAACUAGGCAUACAGGCAUCCAGUGCGAUGGCAUAUAGCAUUUUCGAAUUGGUCAUCUACUCCAUAUCGCUGUACGUGAUGAAUGUGAAGACGAGUCUUAAGACUUUGGACUUGCUGGCAUUUACGGGCUAUAAAUAUGUAAAUAUUGUCGUCUGCCUGCUGAUGAGCACGCUCUUCUUUCGAUCCGGUUACUAUAUAGCGUUGGCAUAUACCAGCUUCUCCUUUGGCUUCUUUCUGCUACGAACGUUGCGAACAAAACUGUUGCAGGACAACACGCCAACUGCGUCCAGCGGUGCCAUCAAUUACGAUCCGUAUGGGAAUCCACAGCAGUUCGAUUAUAGCGGUGGCCGGAAGAGGAAGCUUUACUUCCUAUUCCUUGUAGUUGCUGGUCAGAUAUUGUUCGCUUUUCUGCUAUCGAAGCAUUUGUACUUGCCGGGUGUGGAUCCAUUGGCAACGCUUAAAGCGCUAUAAAAAUCUUUAGUUUAAUUUUUACGAAACUCAUUUCAUUGAUUGGGGCAACGAAAACAGGUAACAGGAUGUAACACAGCUGC
Messenger RNA from Drosophila arizonae, 1442 nucleotides. RefSeq names its product Yip1d-interacting factor 1 (gene Yif1). Lineage: Eukaryota; Metazoa; Arthropoda; Insecta; Diptera; Drosophilidae. Gene Ontology annotation, cellular component: endoplasmic reticulum-Golgi intermediate compartment; COPII-coated ER to Golgi transport vesicle; endoplasmic reticulum membrane. The record is from RefSeq and is a predicted model, not a curated record. Gene Ontology annotation, biological process: endoplasmic reticulum to Golgi vesicle-mediated transport.